Molecule: messenger RNA, 842 nt
Organism: Ceratosolen solmsi marchali
Lineage: Eukaryota; Metazoa; Arthropoda; Insecta; Hymenoptera; Agaonidae
Product: meiotic nuclear division protein 1 homolog
Exons: 5
Coding region: 108-725 (205 amino acids)
Biological process (GO): reciprocal meiotic recombination
Molecular function (GO): double-stranded DNA binding
Source: RefSeq, a predicted model, not a curated record
UGUCCAGUUUGUUUUGUUUUUUCUCUAACCUUAAAUAAUUAUUAUUCACUUAUAAUGCUAAUUCUCAUUUUCAACUUUGAUGAAUACACCAUGAAAAUUGAUUAAAAAUGUCAAAAAGAAAAAGAAUUACAGCGGAUGAAAAGCGAACGCUAAUGCUACAAUUUUUCCACGAAAAGAAGGACUUUUAUACUUUAAAAGAAUUAGAAGUUCUCGUUCCAAAAGAAUGCGGAAUAAUUCAACAAGCGGUUAAAGAUAUUCUUCAAACUUUGGUAGACGAUGAUUUAGUACACACUGAUAAAAUUGGUACAAUCGUGUACUUUUGGGCUUUCCCAGGAGAAAAAAUACUAAUAUUAGAAAAUGAAAUAGGACAGACAGGAAAUAAAAUUCUCACACUGGAAACAAAACUUGAACAAUUAAAGUCGGAUAUACAAAAUGAAGAAACGAAUAAAGAAGACCUGCAUAAGACAAAAAUAUUGCUCGAUGAAAUUGAAACAUUACGUAGAAAAGAGGCAGAAUUAAAAUUGCAAAUUGCAAAGUUUAAGGAUGCCGAUCCCGAAGUGAUUGCGGAGCUUAAUGAAAAAGCCCAGUUUUACAAAAAUGGUGCUAAUACUUGGACGGAUAAUAUUUACUCUCUAAAAACUUGGUGUAAACAAAAAUUUAACAUCGAUGGAGUUGCACUUAACAAGCAAUUUCAAAUUCCAGAAGAUCUCGAUUACAUCGAUUAAUAUAGAAUAUUAAAUAAUUUGCGCAUUGAAAUUUUAUGUAAGAUGAGAAAUAUCUUUAAACGGCAUUCUUAAAGCGCUCACCAUUCGACCAGAAUUCCUUUCAUAACAUUCACCAUC